AUUUUUUAUGAUUACCCAUCAUUUUCUCCGAUUUCCCUCUUGGAAACCCCUUGUUUAAUUGGUCAUGAAGUAUGAACCCACGAAGUAGAAAAGUUCAUACUGAGCUGCAAUUCGCAUUUCUGUUUGGAAUUAUAAUCUGAAUCUCUACACCAGAUUGUGAAGCAACAGAACAAUGAGGCAUGGUGGAUCCAGGAAGAAAAGAUCGUCAUCGUUUGCGCGAUAUGUCGUUGUUCUAUGUGCCGUCGGUGCUUCAAUCGGAUUUUUUAUGCUCAAUUUUCUUAUGAGGAUGGAGGCUCGAGAGUCAGAAUCGUCCUCUGAUCAGUUAGGUAAUGGCGACGACGUUGAAGAAAGUCGGGUUCUGAAUGAAAUGGACGGAAGGCGGAGCUGUGCGACGGUGGAGAAGAUGGGAGAGGCCUUCAAAGAUGGUGUCUGGAAGGAAAGCCUGAGAGUAAGAAAAAUUAUUCAAAAUCACUUUUAUUUGAAUGGUGCUUCAAGAGUGCGACAACUUCCUCCGGAGCAGUUUUGCAAACAUGGUUUUGUCAUGGGCAAAUCUUCAGAGGCAGGCUUUGGGAAUGAGAUGUACAAGAUUCUAACUGCUGGAGCUUUAAGUAUAAUGCUGAACAGAUCCUUGAUUAUUGGGCAAACCAGGGGCAAGUUUCCAUUUGGGGACUACAUUUCUUAUUCCGAUGUCACGUUUACCAUGAAAGAAAUCAAGCAUUUGUGGAGACUUAAAGGUUGUAUUAGGAAAUUCAAUAGGCAUUUGAUUAUGCGAACUGAUGAUUUUGAAAAGCCUGCACAGACAAAUGUUCUAUGUAGUAAUUGGAAGGAAUGGGAGCAUCCUAUCAUAUGGUUCCAAGGUACAACAGAUGCUGUGGCUGCUCAAUUUUUCUUGAAGAAUGUACAUCCCGCCAUGAGGGCCGCUGCUUCUAAUUUGUUUGGACAUCCAGAGCUUUUGGAAUCUAGACCUAAUGUAUUCGGAGAGCUGAUGAGAGUUCUUAUAUCUCCGUCAAAGGAUGUUGAAGAAGCGGUGUUCUCAGUUCUUAAAAGUGGGGAUGAUCCUGAUAUUUCAUUGCACAUGAGGAUGCUUAUGAAUAGGUCUGUGAGAGGCUUACAGGCUGCAUUGCAGUGCAUCAGAAAAGGCAUACGCAAUCUAACCACGAACUCGAAACCCAGAUUGGUUUUAGUAUCAGAUACCCCAAAUUUUGUAAAAAGUAUUGUGCCCAUGCUAGGUGAAUUUGCAGAGGUUAUUCAUUUUGAUUAUGAACACUUCAGAGGAAUCAUUUCUGGAACGCACGAUGAAUUUCAUAAAUUGGAUUUCAGAGUGAAGGACUGGGGCCCGUCACCAAGAUGGGUUGCCUUUGUGGAUUUUUUUCUUGCAUCCCGUGCCAAGCGUGCUGUUAUUUCUGGUGCUCACAGGCGUGUAGGUACUACCUACGCUCAGCUAAUCGCAGCACUGGCUGCAGCACACAAUCUCGACAAUCUCGGGAACAAUUCUACUGGUCCAGACUUCUUCUUCUUGAGUAGCUUCCAAAGUAAUUUGUUGAGAGAAGGUUUAAAGAACCAGGUUGGCUGGGGUCAUAUCUGGAACAGAUUUGCAGGUCCUUUAAGCUGCCCUAGCCAGCCUAACCAGUGUGCCUUAACCCCUCUUCUCCCUCCAGCAUGGUGGGAUGGACUUUGGCAAUCUCCCAUUCCACGAGAUAUCAAAAGAAUGGAAAAUUAUGGAGUUCAUUUAUCGGGCUUUGGCACGAUUGAUGAAGACAGCCUUCGAUCGUUCUGUAAUGCAAAGAAGAAUGUUGUGAGGACUCCCCCUUUCAUAUUAUAGUCAUUUUAUGCUUCUGGUUUGUCCUGUAAGCUUUAUAACUAACAUAGUUCUUGUAACUUUUGCCAAACUGUGCUUAUUUUGUCAAUUUUGCUCAGUCCAGGAAUUUGUUUCUGUUAAAUCAAAUUGCCGAGUAAUGUCUUCUUGUAUUUAUUGGGUCAUUUGAUUUACAAAACAAAGUCUUAUAUGCUGUCAAGAGAGUCCAAUUUCAUUUUCAGUCGAUACCAUUGGAUCAAAUAUGCAUAAGCCGGCAUUUUCCCUUUUUGCUCC
Molecule: messenger RNA, 2089 nt
Organism: Cucurbita maxima (winter squash)
Lineage: Eukaryota; Viridiplantae; Streptophyta; Magnoliopsida; Cucurbitales; Cucurbitaceae
Exons: 7
Coding region: 173-1822 (549 amino acids)
Source: RefSeq, a predicted model, not a curated record